AAUUGUAUGUAGGUGAGCGUAAGCAGACUCCUGCCCUCUUGUACUGUACACCAUGGCGAUGUUGAAGAAGGGCACGGGCGUCCUGUGUUUCGUGGCCACCGUCAUGGUGGUCAUGGCUACCACCCUUCUUCUCUCCUCCUACGACGCCCACAAAGAGGUAGAUGAGACUGCUGCGUUUCCCUUUCCGGCGCCAUGCUACUCCAUCUCUUUCCCAAACUGUACCGACGACAAGUGCAAGGAGUUUUGCGACAGCGUAGGCAAGCGGCCGGCCCCCAAGGCAUUCUGCAAUGACAACAAUAACUGUUGUUGUCCUGUCAUUCAAGUAUAAGCGUCUGCUGAAGCAACUGAGCUAAGAAAUAAUUAAAUAAAACUAUAUUCGUAAUUGUUUUUGAUCUGGGAGCUUCCAGCAUGGACUGUUGCCCGGACUCAUCAUGAUGUUUCUAAAUCAUUGUAAACCGACUUUUCGAUAAAUUGUAGUGUUCGGCAGCUUUUAUUUAUCCUGUGUGUAUCUCUAGUUCAUGUAUGU
Molecule: messenger RNA, 526 nt
Organism: Triticum urartu
Lineage: Eukaryota; Viridiplantae; Streptophyta; Magnoliopsida; Poales; Poaceae
Source: RefSeq, a predicted model, not a curated record